UUAGAAUUGACUGUAAACACUCUCAAUUCACGAGCACAACACAAACGUUUUAUUCGUGCUUUCAUAAUGUUUACCAAGUUACAUGUAGGACUCACUUUGUGAAAGCAUUUUGAGCUUUAUAUUCUUGUUAUAAUAAUGGCCUUGUGCUUCAGGACUAUUGUGAGAGGAACUGUAAAUUUAUUGAGUUGUCGCGAUCCUCAGUUGGUGAAAACGUUUUGCAUAAGUGGGGUCGUCAGAUAUGGGAAGCAGCAGUGCAUAACGUUGAAGCAAAGUAUCCAACUGGUUUCGAUAAGACACAGUGCCACAUCAGCUUUGACUGCUUGUUGUUCAAAGAAGGUUGGUCUCCUCACCCGAUGGAUCCCACAGCUCAAGUCUUCAAGUAUCUUAAGAUUUGGUACCAAGUCAUCAAAGCCCCAGCUGAAUGGGAGUGUACGUCAUCAAAGUGGAGUAGCAGCUGAAGCACAGGCUGCUGGGCCAGUCAUCCCACCAUACGCCCAGAAGAUUGUAGGUGGUUGGUUGUUGGGAUGCUGCGGCAUGGUUGUAGGAGCGGUCGUCCUGGGUGGCGUUACAAGGCUGACAGAAUCAGGAUUAUCUAUGACUGACUGGCACCUUAUCAAAGGAAUGAAACCACCAAGGACUAAGGAAGAAUGGCAGGCUGAGUUUGAUAGAUACAAACAGUUUCCUGAAUACAAAUAUGUCCAUCGUGAAAUCACCCUGAGUGAAUUUAAAUGGAUAUGGCGAAUGGAGUAUGCUCAUCGAAUGUGGGGGCGCACCAUUGGCCUGGCCUUCAUUUUUCCUGCUGCUUAUUUCUGGAAGAAAGGUUGGCUGUCUAAAGGAAUGAAGCCUAGAGUCUUGAUAUAUGGAUCUCUUCUACUGUUCCAGGGUCUUUUAGGCUGGUAUAUGGUUAAGAGUGGAUUGAAGGAACCUCAACCUACAGACAUGCCAAGGGUCAGUCAGUACAGGCUAGCUGCUCACCUCGGAUCAGCGUUUGCUCUUUACUCUCUAAUGCUAUGGGGAGGAAUGUCGCAAGUAUUGCAGUACAGACCAAUUGCCAGUAGUAAGUAUCUACCAUUGUUGAGGAAGUGUGCACAUGGGACCAUGGCCCUGGUGUUUGUCACAGCACUAUCAGGAGCCUUCGUUGCUGGACUGGAUGCAGGGCUGGUCUACAACUCCUUCCCCAAAAUGGCUGAUAAAUGGGUUCCUGAUGACAUCAUGGCAAUAGAACCAAAGUACAAGAAUGUGUUUGAGAAUCCUACAACAGUGCAAUUUGAUCAUCGUAUACUGGGCACAACAACGGUAACGGCUGUUGCUGGGCUUUGGCUACUGGCUCGUAGGGUACCAUUACCGGCUAGAGCUAAUCUAGCAGUCAACUGUAUGCUUGCAAUGAGUGCUGCCCAGAUAACUCUUGGAAUAUGCACCUUAUUGUACUUUGUACCAACCAAGCUAGCCGCAGUUCAUCAGUCAGGAUCUCUUACAUUGCUUUCUAUAGCGCUAUGGUUUGCUCAUGAAAUCCGUAAGGUGCCUAAGUAAGCAACAGGGUUCUUCUAUCCCAUACAUCAACAAGGAAGCAGCUUAUGUCAUUAAAUGUCCACAGAUUCCCUUUGUUAUCUUUUUUUGAGAGUUGGUUUUACUUAACCCUUUGCAUGCUGCUGGUGCAUAUUUGCACCCACCACAAUGGGUGCAAAUAUAAACGAUGGGGCCGAUUUCGACGAUGACCUCAUUCUUAUGCAAGGAGGGGAACAGGGUAGAACAGUCCAAGGUGUUGGGGAUGCUUUUCGACAUGCUUUGGAAUGUGUAUUUAAUAAACUAUGCAUUAAAAAUUCAUCCUGUUUGAGUUAACUGGUUGCCAGUAUUAUGAUCUACAUUUGUCUUAUUUUGCAUUUUGCAAUAAAAUAAUUCCUUCACACAAAAAACGUUUUUUAGUACAAACGUGUGUAAUUUUAUUGAUUGUGCAAAAAGAUUCCAGCGGGCAGGGAAUAAUGUGUGUAGGAAAUGGUAGCAUAAAGGGUAAAAUGCAAAGUGUAUCUUUGGUAUUUUGAACCGUUUGAUUGUUAUAAUCCUUUAUAAACGUAGUUGUAUGCCAUAAAAAAAUUCUUUGCAAGUUUCAUUUCAAAAGAGGGAAGCUUUUUUGAGAUAUCGCCGAAAAUCUUUGCUGCCCAGGAAGAAAAAACUGUGAUGAAAUGUUUCAAAUCACUCUCGUUGAAACCACGUUCCUCUAAUAAUCGUUUUUUAUAAAGUGCUUUGAACACCUGAAGGGCGUCUCAAAGCGAUUCCAGCAUUAUGACCCCUGAUCACUGGGCCAUUAAAUUCAUUCCUUAAAUCAUCUUAGCUCCCUGGGGAGUGUAUACUCAACACAUCUGUGCUACUAAGCUAUAUCAGUCAUAGGAACCAUCUUUGCCCUCACAGGUACCCAAUUACUCCUGGGUGGAGAGAAGCAAUUAUACAUGUACAUGUACAUACAAGCACUCAUCUUUAUAUUAAGUAUCCUCAAUUAUACAUUAGUUUUAUUCUGAUAAAGUGCAACAUUACUGGUCUGUUUGUUUUGGGUGCAAAAUUUAUCUUUGAUGUCCAAACAUGUUUGGGUUCAAGGUAGCCACCGGCCAAUAUGGGCUUCAUAUUGAAGUCAAGUUGAAGAUGAAUGUUACACCUUCAUUUUAUUGGAAAAGUGUUAUUUUUUUGUAUUUUUUACAUGUGUUAUUCUGAGCUCAAAAUAUUCAGUGGACCACUGGACGGAGUCCCAAAAAAAGUUAUCCCUUGCCCAGUAGCUCCACUACAAAACAAGUCAGGCAAUCUACAAUCUAGGUUUUAUUUCAAAACGCAUACCUUGGAAGAUUUAUAAAUGUACUGAGGUUUAGCUUGGAUUGAAUUUUUGUUAAUCAGGAAAACAUGAGAAGUGUGUUCUCAGUCAUUAAAAACCUAGAGCCUAAAAAUACAAUGAGUCAAUUGCCACAUUCACAGAUAUAUGUAGUGUGUCUAAGUGGAAUGAGAGAAA
Messenger RNA from Asterias rubens (European starfish), 2992 nucleotides. RefSeq names its product cytochrome c oxidase assembly protein COX15 homolog. Gene Ontology annotation, biological process: heme A biosynthetic process. Lineage: Eukaryota; Metazoa; Echinodermata; Asteroidea; Forcipulatida; Asteriidae. The coding region runs from base 136 to 1530 and encodes 464 amino acids. The record is from RefSeq and is a predicted model, not a curated record. The transcript has 10 exons. Gene Ontology annotation, molecular function: oxidoreductase activity, acting on NAD(P)H, heme protein as acceptor. Gene Ontology annotation, cellular component: mitochondrial inner membrane.